ACUUAGUGGGACGCCGCCGCCUCUCAUCAGCGCUGUGGCGGUAUCCGAUGAUGUACGGUUAAUGCAUUGUGCAGGUACAGCAGCCAAUGCUCGCCGUCGGGUAAUUUGAGAGUUUUAGCUCUGUGUAAACGGUACGACUUUCUGAGAUCGCUUAUACAGCUCAUUAAGGUGCACUGAAUUAACUAUAACGUUAGCUGCUCCCUGAACAUUUCUUGGCACACUGAGUGGACCAAGUCGGGCUAGCUAGCUUGCUAAGCUACUUUCACUUUUCACUCUUGCAAGCACAAAAAGCAGCUCGCAGGAUUUCGCUUCCUUUCAGAAGCGCAGCUAAGACUGUUGCUCGAAGAACCUUUGGAGGAACAAAAUUAUUUAUUUUUUUUGGAGAACACAGGACCAACAUGCUUGAGGACUUCUUAUAACCUCCCGCCCUUCUUGUGCAAUGUCUCUGGUUUUCUCGCGACCCAACACCAGUGCGAUUGGCAAAAAGGACAAACGACUCAUGGCCGAGGUGAAUGCCUCCCCACUCAAGCACUUUGUCACCGCCAAGAAGAAAAUCAACGGCAUCUUUGAGCAGCUUGGCGCGUACAUCAAAGAAAGCUCGGCCUUUCUAGACGAGACCUACAGUAAUGAGGAACUGGAUCCAGUCACUACAGAGGAACAGGUGGCAGAGGUGCGGGGUUACCUCUCCAAGGUGGCAGGGAUCGGUGAGGUCCUGUCCCGCAGACACAUGAAAGUGGUCUUUUUUGGCAGGACCAGCAAUGGCAAAAGCUCUGUCAUCAAUGCCAUGCUGUGGGACAAAGUCUUGCCAUCGGGCAUCGGCCACACCACUAACUGCUUCCUGCGUGUAGAAGGUACUGACGGCAAUGAGGCAUUCCUGCUUACAGAGGGAUCAGAGGAAAGAAAGAGUGUUAAAACGGUGAACCAGCUAGCACAUGCUCUACAUCAGGAUGAGGAUCUGGAUGCAGGCAGCCUGGUGUGUGUAAUGUGGCCUAAAGCAAAGUGUGCUCUGCUGCGUGACGACCUGGUGCUGGUAGACAGCCCUGGCAUAGAUGUCACAACAGAGCUGGACAGCUGGAUUGACAAGUUUUGCCUGGAUGCUGACGUUUUCGUUCUGGUGGCCAAUUCAGAGUCCACCCUGAUGCAAACAGAGAAAUCGUUCUUCCACAAGGUGAAUGAACGCCUCUCAAGCCCCAAUAUCUUCAUCCUGAAUAACCGCUGGGAUGCCUCAGCCAGUGAGCCAGAGUAUAUGGAGGAGGUCAGACGGCAGCACAUGGACCGCUGCACCAGUUUCCUUGUGGAUGAGCUGGGGGUGGUGGAUCGAGGACAGGCCGGUGAUCGCAUCUUCUUCGUCUCUGCUAAAGAAGUCCUGCAGGCACGAGUGCAGAAGGCUCAGGGCAUGCCUGAAGCAGGUGGGGCCCUGGCUGAAGGCUUUCAAGCAAGAAUGUUUGAGUUUCAGAACUUUGAGAGGCGUUUUGAGGAGUGUAUCUCUCAGUCAGCCGUGAAGACGAAGUUUGAGCAGCACACUGUGAGGGCCAAGCAGAUUUCAGAAACCCUUCGACUGAUCAUGGACUCUGUGCAUGUGGCUGCCCAAGAGCAGAGGAUACACUGCAUGGAAACGAAAGAGGAACGUGAGGACAGGCUGGAGUUCAUCGAUAAACAGCUGGACCUGCUCACCCUGGACUGUAAGAGCAAAAUCAAGAAGAUUACAGAGGAAGUGGAGAAACAGGUGUCAAACGCAAUGGCUGAAGAGAUUAGAAGACUGCACGUCCUGGUGGAUGACUUCCACAUAGACUUCCAUCCCUCACAAGUGGUUUUGAAGGUGUACAAAAAUGAACUACACAGGCACAUAGAAGAGGGCCUGGGCAGGAAUAUGUCUGAGAGGUGCUCCAAUGCCAUCACCUCAGCCCUUCAAAACACCCAAACUGAAAUGAUAGAUGGUCUGAAGCCCUUGCUGCCCUUAUCAGUGAGGGAACAGGUGGAUAAGAUGGUGCCCAGGCAGUGCUUCAGCCUCAGCUACGAUCUCAACUGUGACAAGUUGUGCAGCGACUUCCAGGAAGACAUCGGCUUCCACUUCUCGCUGGGCUGGACCAUGUUGGUCAACCGCUUCCUUGGACCCAAGAACACUCGCCGGGCCCUCAUGGGUUACAACGAUCAGGUUCCAAGGCCCAUGGCCAUCACCCCGGUCAGCACUGCCAUGCCUCCUUUCCCUCAGGGCUCCGUGACCCAGGAAGAGCUCAUGGUUUCCAUGGUGACAGGACUUGCCUCUCUCACCUCUCGAACAUCCAUGGGCAUCAUAGUUGUAGGAGGCGUGAUAUGGAAGGCAGUAGGAUGGAGGCUGAUUGCUUUGUCUGUGGGGCUCUAUGGCCUGCUCUAUGUGUACGAGAGGCUCACAUGGACCACCAAAGCCAAAGAGCGAGCCUUCAAGAGGCAGUUUGUGGAAUAUGCUAGCGAGAAGCUGCAGCUCAUAGUCAGCUACACUGGCUCCAACUGCAGCCACCAAGUCCAGCAGGAGCUGGCAGGCACCUUUUCACAACUGUGCCAGCAGGUAGAUGUGACGCGGCAGCAGCUGGAAGAUGAGAUUCAGGACAUGAAUCGCAAGAUUGAACAGCUGGACUCUUUACAGAGCAAAGCCAAGCUGCUCAGGAAUAAAGCUGGCUGGCUGGACAGUGAGCUGAACAUGUUCACCCAACAGUAUCUUCAGCAGGGCCGAUAAAGGGUUAUAUUCUAAUUAUUGAAUUACAUGACCAAGACCAACACUAAAAGUGCUAACUAAUACAUAACAUGAAUUAUUCUGCUAUUGUUCUACAAACUAUUUAACAAGAACACCUUUUAGCCAUGCUUUUAUAGGAGAGGACAUUAUUUGAUUAUACCAAAUCAUUUUGCCAUCAACUUUCUAAAAUGACUGUUUUUUUUGUUCUCUUUUGAUGUUUCAAAGUGUGAAACCUGCCUUUGAGGGUACAGUGAUGGCGAACUGUACCACAUUGAGGAAAGGCGACCUAAUAGGUCCUGUUGUUUGUUUUUCUUUUUGUAAAGAGAUGCUCACUUUUUGUGUAAUUAUUUAUUCUUUGCAUUUGACUUCAUGUGAAGUUGUUUUCGUUGUCUUCAGUAAUUUCCCCGCUUGCUAAAAUAGGUUGGAUGUGAGAGGUGGUCAUUGAGAAUGUAACCUCACCUUCUCUGUGACUGGCAAGAUGGUUCCUUGUUGAUACUCACAGCCCGGUUAUGGGCGAUUAUAUUGUGAUGCUACACAUGGUAAAUGCACUUAACUUUAAGGAUGAUUAAGAAGUGUAACCAAAUAGUUCAUGCGAGGACAUGCACAAAUUACUACUCAUCAGAGUUGUGCUGCGUUAUCAGUGUGGUUUAUUUAAACAGACAUGGCUUUUGCGUCUGCAUGGUCAGCAGUUGUGCUGGUUUUUGUGGUGAGUUGCACGGACGUAUAAUAUAAAUAAGGCAUUAUGCUGGCGUCUCUACUGUAGCUUCAUUUAGGAUAGAUUCCAAGUCUUUUCUGGUUUGUAAUGUCUGGUCAGUGUUUGCAAAGUGGGACUGUAGAUCAAGAAUGAUUCCAGAAAGUAGUCUGAUGCUGUCGAUUCCAGUUUUAGAUAUAUGUUAAAGGCUCCAGGCAGGAAUAGCAUACUUUUUGGUUUUGUAACAACAUAAGCCUUUGAACAAGAACUGCAGCUACCAAAAUGCAACAUUAUUUGUGUUUACCAUGCUCUCUGCCAGUAAGCACAGUUCUGUGCAGUAGCACUCUUUCAGUAUUGGGGCUGUGAGUGCACGACAUGUAGUUACCAGUAAGUAUGAAGGAAUUCUGUUUUAAGUAGAAAAAUCGAACUUAUUCAGAAGGUGUGACUUAGUUCUUCACUUUAAUGGACGGCAGAGAAAUGAACUGAAGAAAGCAGGGAAAUGAACUGAAGAGAGCAGAGAAAUAAAAUGAAGAGAACAUAGAAGUGAACUUAAGAAAACAGAGAUUAAACGAAGAAGACAGUACGACCACCCUGUGAUGACUGGUGGCAAAGCAUUAAAUCCCUACUGAAUGAUAACCAUGCAUAUGUUUACAAAGAACAACUCAUUGAAUCUUAUUUAAGUGGAUAAAAUCUUAGAUAACCAGAAUUUUCUCGUCCUACUUCUGCACCACAUUGGCUUACACUGCAAUUUGAUAUCAUUACUACAUGUAGAAGGUAUAUUCCAAGAGCACUUAGCUCCUAGAUUAAAUGUCCACGUAUGUGUAUAAUCCACCAUCAAUCCUUCCUGUCUCAAAGUCGUGUAGUAGCUUGUUGGGUUUGGUUUAUGGUUUGUGCCAAGUGUUUAAGGAAGCAAUCUGAAGAGCUCUCCACUGAUCAUGCACUUUACAUUUGCUGCUUUUUAUUUUUUCUUAAGUUAAAUUUUGUACCUUUUGCCUUGUGGUCAGCAGGUAAGCAGAGAAAAGGGUAAACUGAUUGACCUGUAGAUUCCAUGUCGAUAGUAAUGUAUAGAUGUGUGCAUGCAGUGACUGUUGUAAUAUGACCUAACCCAUACAUGUAAAAAAUGAAAUAAAAAUCAAUACUGUUGGUUCAUUGCA
This is a messenger RNA of Colossoma macropomum (tambaqui), 4555 nucleotides long. It is a transcript of the gene mfn2, whose product is annotated as mitofusin 2. Gene Ontology annotation, biological process: mitochondrial fusion; mitochondrion localization. NCBI's taxonomy places the organism in Eukaryota, Metazoa, Chordata, Actinopteri, Characiformes, Serrasalmidae. Gene Ontology annotation, molecular function: GTP binding; GTPase activity. The record is from RefSeq and is a predicted model, not a curated record. Gene Ontology annotation, cellular component: mitochondrial outer membrane.